CUGGGGUGUAUUGGGAUUAAUCUAAUUGUAUGUGAUCAUGGAGGAAACAUCAACGACAGAACAGCACACAUCUUCACACCAAUAGAAAACAACCACAGAAGAAAAUGUUCCACUUGACUGUCCAAUCGCUGCUUAUUCUUCCUUUAAUGGAAAUGUCUGCGCAGGUCAUGAUAACUGUAAGUGAGUUCUGUUUCGCUGUCUUUUAACUCUCAAUCGUCUUCACACAUGGGCGGGCUGCAUAUUUUUCUGGUCCUCCUCUCAGGAGUUCUUUCUUGCCGUCAUGAUUUAGUUUCUGGAUCCUUGUUGAAGGUGAGAGUCAGAUCAGGAGACAACAUCACUCUCUACUGUGACUGCAAAGUAUCAUCUGGAGAACACACAGUAUGGUACAGGAACUGCUCUCAUGAGAAUCAGCCUUCUCUCAUACUAAAAGUAAAAGAAUUAUUUACUGGAACUGCCAAGAUUCCCCCUCGUUUCCAAUUCGUAAAAAACUUUACUUCUGGCUCCUACAACCUGCUGAUCACGAACAUCACUGAUUCUGAUGAGGGCCUCUACUACUGUGGAACUGAGCAGAAAAGAGUGGAUUAUGAAGAAUACAUAACUCAGAAAUCUGUUUACAGAUAUGGCAACGUCACAACUAAGAUCAUAUUGGAUUCCAACUCAUGCCCUGACUCCAGUGGGUGCAUUUCUAACCAUAUGAUCGCUGUGUCCUGGAUGAUGUCGCUCACUCCAGCCUUCACUAUUUUCUCCUUAAUCUCCUUCAUUUUGGUUUAUCACUUCUGUCAAAGAACAGUUAAGGAACCUCAAAUUCUCCGGAAAAUACCUGACACCAGCGGACAAACAAGACGGGAUCAGGAUGAAGAUGUGUUUUUGACAAAAGUUAUGUUCCAGUCUAUGGAUGGAUGAACACGACAAUGAGCAGAGGAUGGACGGCUCAAGUACAUUUGUUUAAUUCAAGCAGAAACUAGAAUUAAAUUAGUUAAAAUUCAAAAGCUUCAAAUUCAGGUAUAUUGUUUUAGUUGUCAUCUCCUCUUGUUGUUGUCCUUUGGUUGAAGACACUGCUCAAGCAAGUAGUGAUUUGUGGCCAAACUCUUAUCAUGUUUAUAAUCAAUCAGACGGCAAUAAUCGCUUUCUUCCUCAACAUAUUUACAUUUUCACAUCCUUAAAAUUUACAUUUUGAAUUGUAACUUUGUCAACAUAUUAAGCUAGUGUUACACUGAUUUACAGCUUCUUUUUUUUAUUUUUUAUUCAUUAACAUCAAGUAGGCUAUUACAAUUAACCAUUAGUUUUACAUGUAAAAUAUGUAUCUGUCAUUGUUAUUACAUUUCAAAA
Messenger RNA from Etheostoma cragini (Arkansas darter), 1329 nucleotides. RefSeq lists its product as uncharacterized. NCBI's taxonomy places the organism in Eukaryota, Metazoa, Chordata, Actinopteri, Perciformes, Percidae. The record is from RefSeq and is a predicted model, not a curated record. Bases 226 to 903 code for a protein of 225 amino acids. The transcript is spliced from 6 exons. Gene Ontology annotation, biological process: response to bacterium.